CGUUACCUGGUUACAGGGGAGUGAUGGAGCACUGAGUAAGGCAAUCUUCAGGACUCCACAGAUAUGAGAGUUUCUCUCGCGCCCACCGAGUCAAAGCCAGCAGCAUCUCCGGAGCGCGCGACAAACAGCUCGUCCAAGAAAAGCUGAUUAACCUCUUAAUUAAGUUACAAAUAUCACCACGGACAGUCUCAAGUUUGGCAUAUUCCCAGUUAGAAGAAGCAAGUUGGUCGACAAAUAUUGAUGUAAGGACAAUGGCCCCCAGCUGAAGGCAGUGACGGAAAGAGACUGAGAUGGAGCUGACCUCAGUAGACGCCUCUGCUGUGCUGGGCAUAUGGGGCAGUGGCUCCAUUCCUGGUUUCCUCCUUAAUGAGAGCAUUCUCAAUGACACUUGCUUCCUCAAUACUUCAAACUGCACUAAUGGAAGUGAUGCAGCGAACCGAGCAGGAACAAGCAUGGCAGGAAUCCUCAUUCCUCUUAUUUACAUCAUUGUCUGCAUCGUUGGCCUGGGAGGAAACUCACUGGUCAUUCACAUAGUCCUGCACUACUCCAAGACAGAGUCAGUGACCAACAUCUACAUCCUGAAUCUAGCUAUAGCUGAUGAACUUUUCAUGCUGGGCCUGCCGUUCCUCGCUGUGCAGAACGCCAUGCACUCCUGGCCCUUCGGCUCAUUCACGUGCAGAUUAGUCAUGACCGUUGACGGCAUUAACCAGUUCACCAGCAUUUUCUGCCUCACUGUGAUGAGCAUUGAUCGCUACCUGGCCGUGGUUCAUCCUAUUCGGUCCUCUAAAUGGAGGCGACCACAGGUGGCCAAGGCAGUGAAUGGAACAAUCUGGGCGGUCUCCUUUUUGGUAGUCUUGCCUGUUGUGAUUUUUGCAAAUGUGCAAAGGGAAGGAGGCAUCUGCAACAUCAUAUGGCCAGAGCCAGCCAACAUCUGGGGAGCAGCAUUUAUAAUCUACACCUCCACAGUUGGCUUUUUCUUUCCCUUGCUAGUCAUCUGCAUGUGCUAUCUCCUAAUCGUGAUCAAAAUUCGCAGCUCGGGAAAGAAGGUUCAUGCCACUUCAACCAAACGGCGCAAAUCGGAGCGCAAAGUCACGCGAAUGGUGGUGAUAGUAGUGGCUGUGUUUGUUUUCUGCUGGAUGCCGUUUUACGCCCUCAACAUCAUAAACCUGGUGGAAUCGCUGCGUGAUGAGCCCCAAGGUCUGCAUCUUUUUGUGGUGGUAUUGUCUUACGCUAACAGCUGUGCUAACCCUAUUGUGUAUGGCUUCCUUUCGGACAACUUCAAACGGGGAUUUCGAAAGGCUCUGUGCCGUUCAACUCGAAGGGUCGAGAACCACGAACCCACCAAGCAGCAGAAUCAAGAGGAAGGAAGAAGAGUGCUGAUGCCCAGGGAAAGCCUUAGAAGAACAGUCAGAGAUGAAGAGGAUGAGGAUGAGGAAGAGUACAGGGAGGAAGUGACUGAGAUGACAGAAAUCUGCAGGAUUACUCAGAACGCAAAUGGAAACGGACAGCCUGAAAGUACACGAGCGCUUUUCUUAGAGAGACCCUCUGGUACAGGGGUUUCUGAGACAUGUUCCCCAGACAGGAGAGGCACGGGGGUGGAUGUUCUUGGUAAAGGACCAAGCUUUGGACCUGCUGCAACCCUGCUGAAUGGGGCUAAAAAUGGGAAUGUGAAAACUCUGCCAGAGGAACCGGUGGAAAAGAACGCCUCACUGGAGAUCAGCUACUUGUAAACCUGUGAUCAGCUGGAAAAUCUGUAUUAUUGUACAUGCCUCCUUGAACUCUAUGCGGUUUGUAUUUACUGCCUCUCCUGAAGUUUAUCAACUCGUCCUCAUGUCUGAAUUUACUAAGAAAUGUAGGGGUGCACGAUAAAUAAACGCUGAUAAUGAACGUGGAUUUGUGCAGCUUGUCAGUUAACAACAGCUCUGUGUACAGCUGCUCUAUGUGAAAUCACGCACCUGAUGGAAUUUACCACUGAUUAGAGAACCGGAUUUGAUGACGAGAUGCACAGUAAUUAUCGGCCGAUAUUUAUCUUGCACCCCUAAUGAAAUUUCCUCCUAGUGAUUAGAUUUGUUUAGUAGGGUAGUAUACAAUCUGAAAACUGUUUGAAAAGUCACAUUGAAUUUUGCCUUACUUAUAGGUCUUGGCAAAUCAAAACAAGGGUCAUCUGCAGCAUUCAGUGGUAUCAGUACCUAUAUGGGACCAGCAUCACAAUAUGUGAAGCAUCUAUGUGCCUUUUUCUAAAUUUGUUUAGGAGAUCUAAGUAAUGCAAUGAAUCCAUGGCUACGAGUGGGCACUAGAUCAACAAGUACAUUUACAUGCACUUAUGCUCGAUUACACCUGUGCAUGUGAACAUACUUAGUGAGAUUGUAGCAUAUUUACUAUGUGAUAAAAAAAAAUAAUAAUAAUUGGACAAUAUUUUGUAUAAGGGAACAGGUGUCCUUGUAGUUUUCAGCUUGUAGCUUUCUCUAAAUAUAUUUGUAUGUGCUUUUUGCCUUACUUUGUUUGUAAAAGUAUUGUACACUAAUUGAAGGCUGUUACUAACAGGUCUUCACACUCUACAUACACAAAAUUGACUUGUCAUUAUUUAUUCAAAAAUGAUGAAUUUUUAUAGACUCUUAAUGUAGCCUUCAUGUAUACAAUAACAAUUUAUAGUGAUUAUGUCCACGGGCCUGUACCAUGAAGCUGGAUUAGCUGGCUAGCCAGGAAAGUUUCAGGUCAUUUUGCACCAAUCCUGGGUUUUAGGUACCAUGUAAGUGGCUUGGCUUUUAGCGGCAUUCACUUCCAUAGUAACUUACACUCCAAGGCUAACCUGCUUCAGGGCAGGUUAUGUUCUGGGUUAGAGAGCUCAAACUGAAUGUGGACCAAUCAGAUGUGAGAAAAGUGACACAUGUCUGACACAGAGUCACUCCCCUGUUUUAUCUUGCGCCAAAUUAAAGGUCACUAAUGGCAAAAACAAAACAAAACACUGCCUUUAAUGGUAAUUACGGAGUCAUUUUAUGAUUUAUAUAAUUAUUAUGAUUCAUAUUAUUAUUAUUAUUAUUAUUAUUAUUAUAUUACACACAAUCAAUUUUAGAAUAGCAGUUAGUAUAAAUCAUUUAUUUUAAAUAAAUAGUAAUGUAAACAGAUCAUGUAAUAUAAAUAAGUUGUAGUAUUGCACUAUUUAAAACAUAAAAAAUCUGACCUUACAUGUUCGAAUCUCUAUCACUGUAUAUUUUCAAAUGUAUAAACUAAGUUAACAAGUAUCACUUGUCACCGCAUUGAUAGAGCAUAUUUUUUUCAUAUGAUGUUUAAAUCUCUUAACCUUAGGCAAAACCUUUAACCGUUAAUCCAUCUUGCUGGGUCUCUCUCGAUAAGUAAAUUGAACUUGCUUUGUUUUGCAAGGCUCAUGAUUGGCUGUUCACCAGUGAUGUCACACAUUUGUGCACACGCUCCACAAUCUCUGGAUCAAAGCCUGAAUUGACAAAGAAAGUUGAUGAUCAGCAUCAUGGUACCAACAAAGCUGGAUUGGAGAGGUUCGGUUUUGUCAACUCAAAAUUAACUCUGAAUUUGUUCAGCUACCAUUAUGGUACAGGCCCCACAAGGCUAAAAAAUCAUAACAGCACUAUAAAGUACAAGUAUCCGAAUCCUUUCGACAAGUUAAGGGGUAGACUAAAAUUUAAUUAUUAAUUAUUGAUAAAUGCUCUUCACACAAAGUUAUCGUAUGAUUUUUCUUUGGCAUGAAAUACAGAGCAUGUCAUAUAGACUUCUUUAUAAUAUAUUUUUUAGUGUAUUUAGACAUUGUUGAAACUUUGCAUAGACACUUUGCAUAGAAAAGAGACAUUACUCCUUACGAAUAAUGUAAUAUAUUAAUGCAUGUGUGUUUGGAACAACAUGAGGGUGAAUGCAUACUGGGAGGAGGGGCAUUAUUUCACAUAAUUAAGAACACAGACUUUGAGUAUGACCUUAGGACCACUGGGUUUAUCUGACACCAGCUAAAGAGGUUUAAGUGCCUCCAAUUAUAAUGUCAUUUAUGCUCUAAUUCCACAGACAGACACUAUAAGCUACACAUGCAUCCAAAUUCCACAGUGUCCCUUCCCAGAACUGUAUUAUGCUUAUGUGACAUUCAGGAACCUUUUUCUGUGUUUUAUAAAUAAACAUUAACUAUAGAGAUCAUAUCAAGCUUUAUCAUAUCAAAUACACUCCCCACUGCCCCAUGCCACCUCCUCCUACACACAGGCUCACUCAGAUAGGUUUGGAGGCGUAUAGAAAGUCAUCGCAGAUGCAUUAGAGAGAGAGAGAGAGAGAGAGAGAGAGAGCGAGCGAGCUACCAGCAUUUCCAUAAUGACUGUGGAUUUCACAGCUUUCGUUCAUAAAUGAUUGUUUAAAUAUUAAAAAAGAAUGUGUAAAAAGCUAUGCGAAAAUGUUAUUCAGCCAUUUACUAGGGUUAUUUUUAUUUGUUGUGCUAUAACGAUGUGACUAUGUGCACACUGUGUUUACUAUCGACCCACUCAGAGAAUCUGCCAUUUGGGGCUGUGGGAAGAGAGGCACCCAUCCUGUGACCUUAUGAUUGGACAGCUCUUCGUAUCUAAAUGAAUCUCUGUGAUUCACUGGACGCUUGACACCCACCAGGGCCCACCCACACACAGUAUGGAUGUACAAAGAGUGUGAACGCUGCAAUAUUAUUCAUUUCUUGGCACAGACUUUCAUAGAGUUCUUGUGCAAACAAAGCCUUUAGCUCAAGGUUAAAAAUACAUAGCUGCCCAUGUGUCCUUACUUUGGAAUUUUUAUAAGUGAAGAGAAAGUUUUUUUUUUUCUUUAACAACAAAUGUAUAUACUCUUUAGUUAAUUGCUGCUGCUUAAAUUGUAUAAAACAUGAAUUCUAGGCUGAAGGAUAUUAUUUUAAAUUGUGUAAAUGUUUGAACAAUGUAAGUACGUGAACGCAGAUGUAGCUUGUAAAGUAAAUGUAAAUGUCGCAUUCUCAGUGUUGCAGCAAAAGGUGCAAUAGCCAGAAUGGUGCAUACAAGUCCUGUUGAGAAGUUUGUAUUUACAUCAUUACGGCAUCAUGUGGGUUAAAAUAACUUUGGUCAGAAGAAGAGGAUUUUGUUAACUCCACAUUUGCAAAAUGAUGAAUAAAGAAUGUGCUAUAUAUCGAACGGAAUUGUACAAUACUGUGGCAUUUUAUACAUCCAACUUUCGAAUACUUCAGAAUUUCCCACUUGUAAAUUUAGCUUUGUGGUGAUGUUUAACUUGUAAAUACAACUUGAACGCACCAUUAGUGUAGUUGCAAUGUUUUCUUUUAAGGUCAUUUGUUAAAGUCAGCUAAAUUUUGUGGGCAAAACAAAUCUAUCAGUUGUCUAUUGCCAAUUAGUGUAGUGACAGAAGAAGCACAGAAGUCACUUUCAAACCAAGCCAAUUUCUGCUAGGACCAGUAGGUUAUGGGUAUGGAGACUGGUUAUCCCUUA
Carassius gibelio (silver crucian carp) is the source of this 5441-nucleotide messenger RNA. Its product is annotated as somatostatin receptor type 5-like. Gene Ontology annotation, biological process: neuropeptide signaling pathway. Gene Ontology annotation, molecular function: somatostatin receptor activity; neuropeptide binding. The coding region runs from base 291 to 1730 and encodes 479 amino acids. Gene Ontology annotation, cellular component: neuron projection; membrane. Lineage: Eukaryota; Metazoa; Chordata; Actinopteri; Cypriniformes; Cyprinidae. The record is from RefSeq and is a predicted model, not a curated record. The transcript has 2 exons.